Molecule: messenger RNA, 1878 nt
Organism: Dermatophagoides farinae (American house dust mite)
Lineage: Eukaryota; Metazoa; Arthropoda; Arachnida; Sarcoptiformes; Pyroglyphidae
Source: RefSeq, a predicted model, not a curated record
GUGUUGUGGACAUCAUCAUACUGCCGCUAAAAACAAAUGUUAGACAAUCGUACCAAAACAAUGGAAAAGAUACAUAGUCCAUAUCUGCGAAUAUUUGGCCUAUUACACAUGGAACUUUUUUCAAAUGGAAGAAUCGAUAUUUUCAUCAGAAAUUUUCCACCGGACAGAUAAUUAAUUCCCGUCAUCAUAAUAAUAAUAAUUGGAUUGACGAUGAAUAUGUUUUGUAUUAUGUUGUGGACACCAUCAUACUGCCGCUAAAAACAAAUUUCAGACAAUCGUAACAAACGAUGGACAAGAUACAUAGUCCAUAUCUGCGAAUGUUUGUCCUAUUACAUGGGGCAUCCGGUCUACAAUUAUUGCCAAUAUCAAUCCAUGAUCUACGAUCAUUAAUCUAUUUAAUCAUCAAUUUAUCGUUGAAUUCAAUAACAAUAAAUUGUGUAUUUUAUGAUUCACCAUUAUCUCAUGCCAUAAAUCGAGCACAGCAACAAUCUUCGCAUAAACUUUAUGGCUAUUAUUUACGUACAGCUUUCUAUUUCGUUUAUCCAAUCAUUUACAUUUGUUUCAUUAGCAAUUAUCUGAUUUGUGGUUAUCGUAUAAUUCAAUUAUUGGAUUCACAUGUAUUCAUAAGAUCUACGAUAAUGAUUGAUUCAUCUACGAAUCGUUGGAAAGCAUUCGGCAUUUUUAUAGCAACAAAAUUAUUUUGGAUUCAUUGGUUUUUUAUAAAUGAACCAUAUUGGAUCGCUAAUUUAGUCAAUCAUUUUAAAUGGAAAACAUUCAGUCUGGUGUUGGGUCUAUAUCUAUAUCAUAUUUAUCAUCUAACCACAUGGUUUCUGCUUUAUUAUCAUCAAAUUAUUACCAAUUUGACUUUGAAGCAAAUUGAUCAAAUGUUGACCACAGCAACCACGAUAAAAACAAAUAGUUUUUCAUUAGAAAAACGUCUAUUUCGAUCAUUUCAGAAAUUAUCACGGCAAAAUCAAAAAAUUCAAUUUUCUACAUCAUUUCUAUUGUCCAUUAUGUUUAUUGAACAAACUAUUUUUACUGUUUCAAAUUUAUCUUAUUUUUUUUUGGUUCACUUCAAAGGUGGUGAUGGUGCAUGGCAUUUUUUGAGUAUUUAUUCAUAUUUAACACGAUUUAUAAUUUGUUUUGGUUUGAUUGAAAUUAAUCGUCAAAAUUUACAGCUAUUUGAUCAUAUUGAAAAACGUUUUAAUUGUAAAGUAAUUCAAAAUGGUGACGGUGCUUCUGGUGGCUGUUCAUUACGAUUUUGUCAUUUCAAUCAAUUACAAUUGUAUCGGCAAUAUUUUUGUCUAUCAGCAUUUCAAUGGCUACAAAUCGAUGCUAUUACAGCGAUGCAAAUGUUUUUCUUUUCAUUAAGUUAUGUUACAAUUAUUUCAUUGACAUGAUCAAUUUAUCAAAAUUUCAACAUUUUAUUAUCUCGAAAUUGUCAUCGAAAAUUAUCCAUUUAUGGUUGCUAUCUAUUGAUUUUCACAAUGCCAUUGUCAAUUUUUAUACGACAUAUUAUCGUUAUUGAUUUGAUAGGCAAAUUAUGUUUAUUAGGCAUAUUGGUUGGUGCCCAUCGUCUUUGGUCACAUCGAUCAUAUAGUGCACGAUUGAAGCAAUGAAAGUGAAUGACAUUCCAGACAACAACAACAACAACAAAUCAAUUACAAAUUCAUCAUCAUCAUCAUCGAAGAAUAUUCGUUUUUAUAAUUUAAUUAUCAUUUUAUUGGACACUGUAUUUGGCAUUCUGAUCAAUUUUAUGAUAUCAUUGCUGUUAAUUACAAUCAAAAUUACAUAUAAUUGUAAUUAUCAGCAAUGAUAUACAUACCACACUAUUUCAUAAAAAGUCAAAGAUAUAUUCAUUCGAUCUUAUCAUCAUGA